AUGAAAUUCUUCAUCAUUUUCGCUGUUGUGAUUGCAAGUGGAAACACUGCUAACCCUCCUUGGCAUCCACCAGAAGGACAGUAUAAAGUGUACGGGAACUACUACGCUUGGAACAAUGGUUGGAACGACCCUAAUAAAGUUAUAAAAGCACAGUACGGGCAAGGAACUUCGCCAGAGAUGACGGUGAGCUUCAACUUCCAUGACAAAGGACUGUACGGCUAUUCAGCGAUCUGUCGUGGAUGGCAUUACAACUUGAACCCAACCACUCAUGACACAUUGUUCCCGCGUCAAGUGCAAUCAAUCAAAAGCAUCCCUGUGACGUUCAGCUACAGUGCUUGGGGUAAGAACGUGGGCGGUGACUUUGCCUAUGACAUCUUCUUCCGCUGGGACACAAAUAAGGACACACCAGAGCUUGAGAUAAUGAUCUGGGGUGAUCACAACUCCUAUCCGAUCGGAAACCUGUCCGCUUGGAAUGUGAUCAGAGCUGGUGGCCGCACCUUCGAUCUAUGGGAAGGAUGGAACGGCGGCGCCGGCUAUUACGUCUACUCUUUCGUCCCAAGCGGCACCGUUGGAAAAUCACAUCUUUCCAGCUCAG
Sitodiplosis mosellana (orange wheat blossom midge) is the source of this 595-nucleotide messenger RNA. RefSeq lists its product as uncharacterized. The transcript has a single exon. Gene Ontology annotation, molecular function: cellulase activity. Gene Ontology annotation, biological process: polysaccharide catabolic process. The annotation marks the transcript as partial. The record is from RefSeq and is a predicted model, not a curated record. Lineage: Eukaryota; Metazoa; Arthropoda; Insecta; Diptera; Cecidomyiidae.